AUGGAAAAGAUCGCCGGAAUCGGGGGCAAGGCUCACUUGUACACACAUCCAGCAGCGACUGAUGAAGAGGCCGAGCACGAUGUGUACGUGCACGAAGAGGAAGAACAGCGUAUUGGCCUGAACGACGAUGACGGCGAGUACGUGCUCGAGGUGCACCACGACAAGCGGCAUGUGUCGUCCGCCAAGAGCGCCACCUUCAACCUUGUCAACAACAUUAUUGGCGGCGGUGUGCUGGCCCUGCCGUUCGCACUGCGAUCGUCGGGCAUGAUCGUGGGCAGCGUGUUGCUCACCACGGUCGGUCUCUUAUGUGUUUAUAGUUGCUACCUGUUGCUCGAAGCCAGCAAGUACGUGGAGGAGAAGUCUUACACAGGCCUUGCCCGAGCGGUCGGAGGCAAGGGCGGAGCCAUCUUUGCCGAUCUGUGUAAUUUCAUGUUCCUCUUUGGAGCCUUGACAGGCUACAUGAUUGUCAUCGGAGACGUGCUGCUUCCCUUCACAGAGUGGCUCGGGCCGCUGCAUCACCGGUGGUUCGUUGUGGGCAUCAUCGCCACCGUCAUCGUGCUCCCUCUUUGCUUGCUGCGAAAGAUCGGUGCCCUGGCCUACACAUCGCUGGCUGCCCUGGCCUGCAUCGUCUAUCUCGUGUUCCUGGUUGCGUUUCGUUCCAUCCAAAACAUCGCGGAAGAGGGCCUGGAGAAAUCGGAGGACGAGCUCUCGUUGGCCAACUUCGCGCCGGACAUCUUCCGAUCGCUGCCCAUCAUGAGUUUCGCCUUCACCUUCCACCCCAACAUCUUCCCCAUAUUUUCUGAGAUGAGGAACCCCACGAUGUCCCGGAUGCGUGCUGUGGUCCACGCGGCGGUGCUGGUGAGCGGCCUGGCCUAUCUCAUCGUGGGCGUGUUUGGCUACCUGACCUUCUUGGAGGAGACCGAGGGCAACAUAUUCAACAACUACGACGACGACAUCCUUGUCGCGCGUAUCGCGGUGGACAGCAUCGUCCUGGAGGUCUCGCCCAACAAGGUGCCGGACAUCUCGAUCCGGUACAUUGUCAUCACCGCCUGCAUAGUGGCCCUGUCCUAUUUGCUCAGCAUCGUCAUCCCCGACAUCUCCUUCGUAUUCGGCAUCAUCGGCGCCACUGCCGGCAACUUGAUCGUGUACACGGGUCCUGGCGUCUUUUACAUGAAGCUCGCGCCCGGCCGCUACACCUCGCCCCGGAAGAUCGGCGCGGCCAUCUUGGCCGCCGUCGGGCUCGUGUUCGGCGUCAUCAGCGUGCUCGUCAUCUCUAUCGACGAAAUCAAGCAGUUGGUCGACUAA
Messenger RNA from Acanthamoeba castellanii str. Neff, 1305 nucleotides. RefSeq names its product translocase, putative. The record is from RefSeq and is a predicted model, not a curated record. The transcript has 10 exons. Gene Ontology annotation, biological process: amino acid transmembrane transport. Gene Ontology annotation, molecular function: amino acid transmembrane transporter activity. Lineage: Eukaryota; Discosea; Longamoebia; Acanthamoebidae. Bases 1 to 1305 code for a protein of 434 amino acids.